CGGAUAUAAAUGCCGUUGUAUAUAAAUAAAUGUAGAUUUUCUGUCAAAAAGAAAAGACACUACCGACAGGAAUUGUGUAUUAUUAUUUAACUUGAUAGAUUCCUUAAUAAUUAAUUUGUUGUUAUGUAAACCAAUUAUCAAAUUAUGUUCAAUUCAGAUUUAUAUCCAACAAUAACACCUAUAAAUGAUACAUCUAGAUUACAAACCAAAUUUACUGUAGAACCUAUAAAUGUACUUCCAUAUGAUAUUACUCCUAAUUCAUCAGUAUUUACUAAGAAAUGGCGUAUUUUUUUUGCACGACGUUUAAGUCAUAAUAUCAACACUACAAAAUCAUUAGUCAAUACGGAUUAUCCAUUAUCAGCUAUGAAUCGAUUUAAUAAUAAUAAUAAUAAUGAUUCUAUUGAAAAGAAUAAGUCAAAACAUUUCAUAGAAAUGAAAUCACAACAAAUCGAUCGUAAACAUCAACCAGAACACCAACAACAACAACAACAACAAACACAUCGUUAUUCAAUAUUGUCCUCUGAUUCAUUAUAUAUAAUGAAUAGACCAACUAUUCAAUCACCAUCAACUCCAUCAUCUUAUCCUGAAUCAAAUGAUUUCUCGAAUCAUUUUAUUCUAUUAUAUUGUGAACGUAUUUUAAUAUUUUUUAGUUAUUUAUUUUUAUUUAUUACAUUACCAUUUUCAUUAAUAUUUUGUUUCUAUGUUAUAAGACAUUAUGAAAGAGCGGUAAUAUUUCGUUUAGGUCGUUUAUUAUUAAAUGAUUCAAUUGGUCCAGGUUUAUUAUGUAUUAUACCUUGUUUAGAUGUUGUACAACGUGUUGAUUUACGUACAUUUACAUUUGAUGUAUUCACACAAGAUGUAUUAACUAAAGAUUCUGUAACUGUUACUGUUCAAGCUGUUGUAUAUUAUCGUAUAUUUAAUCCAAUUUUAUCUAUUGUUAAUGUUAAAAAUGCUUAUUAUUCUACACGUUUAUUAGCUCAAACAACAUUACGUAAUGUAUUAGGUACAAUAGAUAUGUGUGCAUUAUUAACAGAACGUGAACAUAUAGCUGAAUUAAUGCAAGAAACAUUAGAUUCAUCAACUGAUAUAUGGGGUAUGAAAGUUGAACGUGUUGAAAUUAAAGAUGUACAUUUACCAUUACAAUUACAACGUUCUAUGGCAGCUGAAGCUGAAGCAACACGUGAAGCAAAAGCUAAAAUUAUUUUAGCAUUAGGUGAAAAAGAAGCAUCAACUUUAUUAAAAUCAGCUGCAUUAGAAAUAAAUAAUUGUCCUAUUGCAUUACAAUUACGUUAUUUACAUACAUUAAAUUGUAUAACUAAUGGUAAACAAUCAACUAUUAUAUUUCCUAUACCAAUUGAAUUCAUUCCAUUAGUAAAAAAUUAAUUAUCUGAUUAUCCUUACUUAUUUUAAACAUCAUUAUAAUAGAUUUGUAUAAUCAGUGAUUAUUACAAUCGCAAUCAUUAUAUUGUAUUAUGAAUUGAACCAAUGGGAUUCUGUGUGUGUGUGUGUGUGUGUGUGUGUGUGUGUGUGUGUGUGUGU
This is a messenger RNA of Schistosoma curassoni, 1539 nucleotides long. Lineage: Eukaryota; Metazoa; Platyhelminthes; Trematoda; Strigeidida; Schistosomatidae. The record is from the annotation of a GenBank genome assembly.